AUGGCAGGCGCACGGAGAACACGGAAACCAUCAUUUCAGAUUACUGGAGAAGAUAGAUCAACAUCAGCUGCAGAUGAUAACAUAUAUGAAGAUGAUUCGGUGAAGAGAUCAAUUUUGAGCGCACCAUUAGUUGAGUUCAGCACUGUUUAUUCAGCAGCGAACAAUUUCAGUGAAAAGCUUGGCGAAGGUGGAUUUGGUCCAGUUUUCAAGGGGAUACUACCAGAUGGCCAAGAGAUUGCUAUUAAGAGGCUAUCUAAAAGCUCCGGGCAGGGAUUGGAAGAGUUCAAGAAUGAGGUGACGGUGCUAUCCAAGCUGCAACACCGGAACUUAGUGAGGCUUUUUGGUUGUUGUAUUCAUGGAGAAGAGAAGAUGAUGUUGUAUGAAUACAUGCCCAACAAGAGUCUUGACUCAUUUAUUUUCAAUGAAAGUAAGAGACUUGUAUUAGGCUGGAAAUUGCGAUACAAGAUUAUUCAGGGAAUUGGAAGAGGGUUACUGUACCUUCAUCAGGAUUCCAGGCUGAAAAUUAUUCAUAGGGAUCUCAAAGCAAGCAAUAUUUUACUAGAUGAUGAUUUCAACCCCAAGAUAUCGGACUUUGGCAUGGCUAGAAUUUUCGGCGAACACCAGCUUCAAGACCUUACUCGCCGAAUUGUCGGAACCUAUGGCUACAUCUCCCCGGAGUAUGCAAUGGAGGGCAAAUUCUCUGAUAAAUCUGACGUCUUCAGUUUUGGUGUGCUGGUCCUCGAGAUUGUGAGUGGCCGCAGGAACAGCUCUUUUGUCGACGACGAAUGGUCAAUGAACCUAUUGGGCUAUGCAUGGACCCUGUGGAAGGAAGGCAGUGUCUCAGAGCUUAUCGAUCCGCUCAUGGGAACCACAUACACUUACGACGAAGUCUGCAGAUGCAUUCAGGUGGGUCUCCUGUGCGUGCAGGAGUUACCAGCUGAGAGGCCAACCAUGUCGCUGGUGCUCAGGAUGUUGAGCGGUGAUGUUACGGUUCCGUCUCCGAAGCAAGCUGCAUUUUUUGUUGGGAGGGCUCCUCGUCUUCCUGCGGAUGACAACAAUACUGAAUCAGGGAAUCAAUUAACGUACACGGAUCUUCAGGGCAGAUAG
Molecule: messenger RNA, 1107 nt
Organism: Miscanthus lutarioriparius
Lineage: Eukaryota; Viridiplantae; Streptophyta; Magnoliopsida; Poales; Poaceae
Source: the annotation of a GenBank genome assembly